Molecule: messenger RNA, 552 nt
Organism: Fonsecaea erecta
Lineage: Eukaryota; Fungi; Ascomycota; Eurotiomycetes; Chaetothyriales; Herpotrichiellaceae
Exons: 1
Coding region: 1-552 (183 amino acids)
Biological process (GO): mitochondrial respiratory chain complex IV assembly
Cellular component (GO): mitochondrial matrix
Source: RefSeq, a predicted model, not a curated record
AUGCCACCCCAUCUACACCCGCGUUCCACCGCAACAUCGACCCUCUUCGCCGGCACCCUGCUCGCCUCCUUCAUAGUCGUGGGCAUCCCGCACGUCUUCCCCUGCCCGCGGCCGCGCACCGGCUACGCGGCGGACGCUGGACGGAUCGAGCUGGAUGAAGAGGGAAAUCCAACCCGAGUAGUCCGACGACCACAAGGCUCAAUAACAAGACCAGGCGUCGACAGGCUCUCCUCUAGCAGCAAAAUAACACAAGAUCAGUGCGUGUCGCGGGCUACGAAAGAAGGAGAACAACGACAACAACAGCCGCAACAGCCGCAACAACCUCGCACAGCGCCACAGAUUGUUACGAAGAGGAGCCUGACCGCCCCGAAGGAUCUGGACGAGGAAGCAGCCCUGUUCCGGGAACUGCAGGCCGAGGCGGAGGUGUUGGAACGAGAGGCCCGGUCGGCCAGGGAAUGCCCCGUGCCGAAGCCUCGGGGGUGGGUUGGGCGGAUGCUGGGAUUUGAGGAGCAGCAAAGCGGGAAAGUCGCUGUGGACAAGGAAGGUGGAUGA